UUCAGGCCGCACCCAAUCAAUAAAAUUUGACCAUAUUUGGAAUUUGUGAGGAUUGUAGAUAUAAGUUCGAAAGUUAGGGUGGAAGAAAGAAGAAAUAUGGCAGGUUUUACUGAAGACCAAAUUGCAGAUUUUCAGGAUGCCUUUUCACUGUUUGACAAUCGGGGAGAUGGGAAAAUCAGUAUCUCUCAGCUAGGUGAUGCAUUACGUGCUAUGGGUCAAAAUCCCACUGAAGCCGAUGUAAAGAAAUGCUCUCGCCAGUUAAAACCUGAUGAGCGUAUUUCUUUUGAAGUGUUUCUUCCGAUGAUGCAAGCUGUCAGUAAAAACCGCAGUACGGAUACUGCAGAAGAUUUUAUUGAAGGGCUUCGUCACUUUGAUAAAGAUGGUAAUGGCUACAUCGGUUCAGCAGAGCUGAGACAUCUUUUAACAACACUUGGUGAAAAACUAACAGAUGAUGAAGUUGAGCAACUUCUUGCUGGCCAGGAGGAUUCUCAGGGAAAUGUACAUUAUGAAGGUAAUGUUACUACUUUCUGUAUUUGUAAGUGUAUGUAG
This is a messenger RNA of Limulus polyphemus (Atlantic horseshoe crab), 549 nucleotides long. Its product is annotated as myosin-2 essential light chain-like. Lineage: Eukaryota; Metazoa; Arthropoda; Merostomata; Xiphosura; Limulidae. Gene Ontology annotation, molecular function: myosin heavy chain binding; calcium ion binding. Gene Ontology annotation, cellular component: myosin II complex. The record is from RefSeq and is a predicted model, not a curated record. The transcript is spliced from 5 exons. Bases 97 to 549 code for a protein of 150 amino acids.